Molecule: messenger RNA, 1495 nt
Organism: Megalops cyprinoides (Indo-Pacific tarpon)
Lineage: Eukaryota; Metazoa; Chordata; Actinopteri; Elopiformes; Megalopidae
Gene: ndufs2
Product: NADH:ubiquinone oxidoreductase core subunit S2
Exons: 14
Coding region: 22-1416 (464 amino acids)
Biological process (GO): mitochondrial electron transport, NADH to ubiquinone
Molecular function (GO): NADH dehydrogenase (ubiquinone) activity; quinone binding; NAD binding
Source: RefSeq, a predicted model, not a curated record
CGGGCUGCAGUGUCGGGCAAGAUGGCGGCGGCCAUACUGAGGACGGUCGGCAAGCUGCGUCCUUCAGCUGUUCUUCUGAAUAAUAAUCAAAUAACGCCGGGAUGCGCGCUGCUGUUUAACAGACAGAAGCAGUGGCAGCCAGAUGUGGAGUGGACGGAGCAGUAUGCGGGGGCUGUCAUGUUCCCCAGCACCAUUACGGAGAAAUGGGCCCCCCCGCCCUGGAACGAUAAGGACCCGCCGAUGGAGAAGGAGGUGUCGAACCUGACGAUAAAUUUUGGGCCGCAGCACCCGGCGGCUCACGGCGUUCUGCGGCUGGUUCUGGAGCUGAGCGGCGAGUCGGUGAAGAAGUGCGACCCGCACGUGGGUCUGCUGCACCGCGGCACCGAGAAGCUCAUCGAGUACAAGACCUACCUGCAGGCUCUGCCGUACUUUGACAGGCUGGACUAUGUGUCGAUGAUGUGUAAUGAGCAAGCGUACUCAUUGGCUGUGGAGAAGCUGCUGAACAUCCAGGCUCCGCCCCGUGCUCAGUGGAUCAGGGUGCUGUUUGGGGAGCUGACUCGGAUUCUGAACCACAUCAUGGCAAUAACGACCCACGCCCUGGACAUCGGCGCCAUGACACCCUUCUUCUGGAUGUUUGAGGAGAGAGAGAAGAUGUUUGAGUUCUAUGAGCGGGUGUCUGGCGCUAGGAUGCACGCUGCCUACGUCAGGCCUGGAGGAGUUCACCAGGACAUGCCCCUGGGUCUAAUGGAUGACAUCUAUGAGUGGUGCAAGAACUUCUCUCUUCGCAUUGACGAGGUGGAAGAGAUGCUGACUAACAAUCGCAUCUGGAAGAAUCGCACAGUUGACAUCGGAGUGGUCAGCGCUGAGGAUGCCCUCAACUAUGGCUUCAGCGGUGUGAUGCUCAGGGGUUCAGGUAUUAAAUGGGAUCUGAGGAAGUCUCAGCCAUACGAUGUGUAUGACCAGGUGGAAUUCGACAUCCCAAUUGGGAGCAAAGGAGACUGCUACGACAGGUAUCUCUGCAGGGUGGAGGAGAUGCGUCAGUCUCUCAGGAUUAUGCUGCAGUGUCUCAAUAAGAUGCCGGAGGGAGAGAUCAAGGUGGACGACGCUAAGGUGGCCCCGCCCAAGAGGGCGGAGAUGAAGACCUCCAUGGAGUCUCUGAUCCAUCACUUCAAACUGUACACUGAGGGCUACCAGGUCCCCCCUGGAGCCACAUAUACUGCUGUGGAGGCCCCCAAGGGAGAGUUUGGGGUGUACCUGGUGUCUGAUGGUUCCAGCAGACCAUAUCGCUGCAAGAUUAAAGCACCUGGCUUUGCUCACCUGGCUGGUCUGGAUAAAAUGGCCAAAGGGCACAUGCUGGCUGACGUGGUUGCCAUCAUCGGUACUCAGGACAUUGUGUUUGGCGAAGUGGAUCGUUAAUGACAGACUUCAGUUAACCCUUUAACCUCCUGCUUCAGUGCUUCACUUUCACUCUGACAUAGAACCGUGCAGUGUAGCU